Phacochoerus africanus (Common warthog) is the source of this 1663-nucleotide messenger RNA. Its product is annotated as tubulin alpha-1C chain. Gene Ontology annotation, molecular function: structural constituent of cytoskeleton; GTP binding. The transcript has 5 exons. The coding region runs from base 47 to 1561 and encodes 504 amino acids. Lineage: Eukaryota; Metazoa; Chordata; Mammalia; Artiodactyla; Suidae. The record is from RefSeq and is a predicted model, not a curated record. Gene Ontology annotation, cellular component: microtubule; cytoplasm. Gene Ontology annotation, biological process: mitotic cell cycle; microtubule cytoskeleton organization.
UUCAGGUCCCUGCGCCUUUUAACACAGGCACAUCUAGCAAAAGCAGAUGAAAACCUGGCUCUGUUUCAAAGACUCUUCCGCAGAUUUAGAGAACAGGCCGCGAAAAUUCAGCUGCGGCGCCAUCUGCUGGAAGUGGCGCGACACUGCAAGACCUUGCUGGGGAAGGUUGCAGGUGAAGGUCUGGCCUUCUGCCCAAGGAAGGCCUGCCACCAAGCGUGAGUGCAUCUCCAUCCACGUUGGCCAAGCUGGUGUCCAGAUCGGCAAUGCCUGCUGGGAGCUCUACUGCCUGGAACACGGCAUCCAGCCCGAUGGCCAGAUGCCGAGUGACAAGACCAUUGGGGGAGGAGAUGACUCCUUCAACACCUUCUUCAGUGAGACAGGCGCUGGCAAGCAUGUGCCCAGGGCAGUGUUUGUAGACCUGGAACCCACAGUCAUUGAUGAAGUUCGCACUGGCACCUACCGCCAGCUCUUCCACCCUGAGCAGCUCAUCACAGGCAAGGAAGAUGCUGCCAAUAACUAUGCCCGAGGUCACUACACCAUUGGCAAGGAGAUCAUUGACCUCGUCUUGGACCGAAUUCGGAAACUGGCUGACCAGUGCACAGGUCUUCAGGGCUUCUUGGUUUUCCACAGCUUUGGCGGGGGAACGGGUUCUGGGUUCACCUCCCUGCUGAUGGAACGUCUCUCUGUCGAUUAUGGCAAGAAGUCCAAGCUGGAGUUCUCCAUUUACCCAGCCCCCCAGGUUUCCACAGCUGUAGUUGAGCCCUACAACUCCAUCCUCACCACCCACACCACCCUGGAGCACUCUGAUUGUGCCUUCAUGGUAGACAAUGAGGCCAUCUAUGACAUCUGUCGUAGAAACCUCGAUAUUGAACGCCCAACAUACACUAAUCUGAACCGCCUCAUGAGCCAAAUUGUGUCCUCCAUCACUGCUUCCCUGAGGUUUGAUGGGGCCCUGAACGUUGAUCUGACAGAAUUCCAGACCAACCUGGUGCCCUACCCCCGCAUCCAUUUCCCUCUGGCCACAUACGCCCCUGUCAUCUCUGCUGAGAAAGCCUACCAUGAACAGCUUACCGUAGCAGAGAUCACUAAUGCUUGCUUUGAGCCAGCCAACCAGAUGGUGAAAUGUGACCCUCGCCAUGGUAAAUACAUGGCCUGUUGCCUGCUGUACCGUGGUGACGUGGUUCCCAAAGACGUCAAUGCUGCCAUCGCCACCAUCAAGACCAAGCGCAGCAUCCAGUUUGUGGACUGGUGCCCCACUGGCUUCAAGGUUGGCAUUAAUUACCAGCCCCCCACUGUGGUCCCUGGUGGAGACCUGGCCAAAGUACAGCGGGCAGUGUGCAUGCUGAGCAACACCACAGCCAUCGCUGAGGCCUGGGCUCGCCUGGACCACAAGUUUGACCUGAUGUAUGCCAAGCGUGCCUUUGUUCAUUGGUACGUAGGUGAGGGCAUGGAGGAAGGAGAGUUUUCUGAGGCCCGUGAGGACAUGGCUGCCCUUGAGAAGGAUUACGAGGAGGUUGGGGCAGACAGUGCUGAGGGGGAAGAUGAGGGUGAAGAGUAUUAACCUGUCUGCUGCAGUUUUGCACUCUUGUGACUGUCGUAUUUGUGUUCUGUGGAGCUACGCAUUGUGUCCCUAUCUUGUCAAUAAAACUGUUAUCACAGUAAA